Molecule: messenger RNA, 2170 nt
Organism: Myzus persicae (green peach aphid)
Lineage: Eukaryota; Metazoa; Arthropoda; Insecta; Hemiptera; Aphididae
Exons: 2
Coding region: 556-1899 (447 amino acids)
Molecular function (GO): nucleic acid binding
Source: RefSeq, a predicted model, not a curated record
CCUUGUCUAGCCGAUGCCAAUCUAUUGAUAUCCUAUCACUUCGCGAAUCCGUAACUACGUAUUAAGUAUUUAUUUAAUACUGUGACUACUCGGUUAUCUGUGAAAGUUUAUCUCGACUGGGUGUAGUGGAAGAUAUCCGUCGUUAUUGUGUCAAUGACAUUAUACAAAUAGGCAAUAGCCAAUAAGCAUUUGAUCACCUACAAUGACCGAAGCCAAACGGAGGAAAAUGUCCUGCACAAAUCCCCCUUCCUCAAAUGACGCGGUCAACGGCCUAAUAUAAUGCGUAAACACCAUAUUAAUACCUAUUUGUUUAUUUUUCAAAUACCUAUUUGUGGCGAUUUUACGACGAUUCUGUUAACAGACAACAGUCAUUUCAGUUCACAGCAGACCAGUUCACGACUCACAUUUCACUUCGAAGCUCCGUUUUUGAAACUCCACUUGUUGAAUGUCACAACCCAGUGCACCGCAUAACGCAUAUUAAUUUAAUAAUCAGUACAUAAUAUUUUAACUGUUUUCAAUUUGUUUUUGACUAUUUUGAUAAUCUUUAAAACUAAAAUGGACGACGAGAAUAAAGAUCCAUCAAACAUUGGUGUUGUCAAUAAAAAUACACCAGUAAAGGUUGUGGGUAACCAUAAAAAGGAAAUGUUAAUAGAUUUGCUCAAAAGCAAAACUAAAAAUGAAGCCGACCUCAGAUUUACAAAACUAAUAGAAGUAUUAUCACAAGAAACUGGAAUUGGCGUCAAAACAGUUAGAAAAAUUCUGAAUGAAUAUUACAGGAAUGGACAACCAUUAACACCAAGAAAAAGAAAAUUUCAACCAACAAUAAAUAAAACAAUAAACAGUGCCGAUAAAUGUACAAUUCGCCGAAAAAUUCAUAGUUUUUGGGUUAGACAUACAGUACCAACUUCAAAAAAUAUACUAGCCGCCAUCAACGCUGAACCCAAAAUUCCAUCACUAAACUGUAACUCAUUAAAAGUAGUAUUAAAAGAUCUAAAUUUCGAAUACACGAGAUGUGGCAAUAAGUCUGUUCUUACGGAAACGGAAGAUAUCGUACUAUGGCGUCGAAAGUAUGUAGAAGAUAUACAGCGUUACCGAGUUGAAGGUAGGACAAUUUAUUAUUUGGUAGAGACGUGGCUCAACGUCGAGCCAUAUUCAUCCGAACAAUUAUGUACCAACAAAGAACCUUCGGGUGAGAGCAGACGGUUGACCGUCGUGCAUAUUGGAUCAGCCAAUGGUUUCGUAAAAGGCGGUCUGCUGUGCUACGAGUCGAAAACAAAUACGUCCAACUACCCUGACCACAUCUAUGGUGACAUAUUUUACAGCUGGUUUCGCCGUGUAUUGCCUCUACUCGACGAGCACUCCGUCAUUGUUUUGGACACCUCUUCAUACUAUUCGGUAGGAAAUAACGUGCCAUCCAUGUCCUGGAAAAAAAAUAGUAUUUUACAAUGGUUCGAGAGUAAAGGCAUAGUGUUCGAUAGGCCAAUAGUGAAGUGUCAAUUAAUUGAAAAAGUUAAAGAGAUAAGAAUUGUCUUUGACAUCUAUAGAAGAAGUGUGCAAGAGGCAAUUAAUCACAACAAAGCAGUUCUACGUUUACCUCCGUACCACUUCGAAUUAAAUCCAAUUCGAAUGGCAUGGUCGAUUCCAUUCAAACACGUGAAAACGAAAGACUGCUCAAAUUGUAAUCUGGACGAUGUAUGUAAAAUACUUAAUGAUGGUGCUGAUCUAGCAACGCCCGAGAAGUUGGCCGCUUACUUCAAUUAUUCAAUCGUAGAAGAAGAAAAUCUUUGGAAACUCGAUUUCAUUAUCGACAACAUAUUGGAAGAAGCUGCAACUUCAUCGCACAUAGAGACGAUAAGCUUAGUUACGUCUUCCGAAGCAUCAGAUUCUGGUAAUGAAUGAUUUGCGUUGAUCACGCCUACUUAGAAUCGCAAUACUUUUUUAUAUGUAUAUAAUAGCUGAUAUGUUGAUUUUUUUGGCAUGUUUAUUAUUUAUCUGUAUCGUUUCUAAUAGAUAUGAAUUAAUUAUUAGAAUUUUUGAUCAGAAUUUUACUAUAUACAGCCAUGUAUAGAAAAUAUGUUAGGUAAUAUUAUUAAGGUACAUUAUUUUUGAUAUUGUUUUGUAUUUUGUUUAUGACGAACGUCGUGAAAACGACUACCUAGCUUAUGACGUU